Messenger RNA from Rhincodon typus (whale shark), 1332 nucleotides. RefSeq names its product chitinase domain containing 1 (gene chid1). The coding region runs from base 1 to 1125 and encodes 374 amino acids. Gene Ontology annotation, molecular function: chitin binding; oligosaccharide binding. Gene Ontology annotation, biological process: carbohydrate metabolic process. Gene Ontology annotation, cellular component: extracellular region. The transcript has 12 exons. Lineage: Eukaryota; Metazoa; Chordata; Chondrichthyes; Orectolobiformes; Rhincodontidae. The record is from RefSeq and is a predicted model, not a curated record.
AUGUCCUCUACUAGCUCCCAUGACCCAGACGACUACGGUUUCGCACCGUCAGAGACGGGGCCUUCAAAACAUUUGGUGCAGGAUCGAGGGUUGGUGGUCACUGAUCCCAAGGCCAGAGAUAUUGUGAAGGAGCAGAAGAGUUACUGUGCUGCCAAAGUGAAAGAGCGACACUUCAGUGGUGAUGUCCUGGGAUACGUCACACCCUGGAACAGCCAUGGUUAUGAAAUCACCAAGACGUUCGGUGGCAAAUUCACCUUAAUUUCUCCAGUUUGGCUUCAGAUCCAGAGGAAAGGAGUUCAGCUUUAUCACGUCACUGGUCACCAUGACAUAGACCAAGGCUGGGUGAAGAAUGUGAAGGCAGAAUUUGAAGCCGUCCAUUUUGUUCCUCGGAUUUUGUUUGAUGCCUGGACAUACCGUGACUAUGAAAGUCUUUUUAACAGCGAGGAUGAAAUCGAAGAGCUGUCAGAAGCAUUAGUGCAGACUGCAAAGGCUGAGGACUUUGAUGGCUUUGUCUUGGAGGUAUGGAGCCAACUUGGUGGUCACAAACGCAAGGAACUUGUCCAUGUGAUCCGCCACUUGGCCAAUGCCAUGCAGGAAGCCGAGCUGAAAAUUGUGUUGGUGAUUCCCCCAGCCAUCUCUCCAGGGACCAACCAGCCAGGAAUGUUUGGGAAGCAGGAUUUCGAGCAGCUGGCCCAGGUUGUGGAUGCAUUCAGUCUGAUGACGUAUGACUUUUCGAAUCAACAUCGACCUGGUCCCAACUCCCCACUCCCCUGGAUACAAGCCUGUGUUCAGAAAUUGGACCCGGAUGCGGUUUGGAGAAAUAAGAUCCUCUUGGGGCUGAAUUUCUACGGGAUGGACUAUGGUAUCCUUGGAGGGACAGCAGAGCCUAUUGUAGGGCACAGAUAUAUCGAGAUUCUGAAAGAUUACAAGGCAAAGCUGCAAUGGGACGAGCAAAUUGCUGAGCAUUUCUUUGAUUAUAAGAGGCACCAGGGUGGGAAACAUAUUGUGUUUUACCCAACAUUAAAGUCUAUCCAGGUGCGGUUGGAGCUGGCGAAAGAGUUGGGCACCGGGAUCUCUAUCUGGGAACUAGGCCAGGGCCUGGACUAUUUCUACGACCUGCUAUAAAUAGGUCACUGAGCCCCAUCAUGAGGACACGCCAUGGGCUGCUUUGUUUCUGAAGGCCCGAAAGGAUGAUCUCAACCAAUGUGUUUCUGUGAAGGCGAUGGUUUCUACAUCUGGGUUUGGGGAAGAAUUUAAAGUUUGAAACAACGUUAGAACACUUAACCUGGAUUUCCUAAAGCCAGUCGUUAAAUAAAAGUUUUUGUGAGUACA